GCGCCAUCGCGACGGUGUUGUGGCAGUUGACCACACUGGCCACGACCUCCUCCAACAUCGCAUGCUGGUGGCGCUUGGAGAGCACCUCAGCGACAUCCACCGCAUCAGCGUCCUUGCCCACCCCCACGAAGACGACGUGACGAUCCUAGCCGAGGCAACUCCCUCCGCGCGACGACGACCUGCCAAGUACACGUCGCCGUGGACACUGCUCGGCCACCGCACGUCGACAUCCAUUGCUCUCCGGUUUCACACCAUCGUGGCCGAACUACUGGGCAAACGCAACGUGCAUACGCGGCAAUCGCGGGUUCUCACGCAAUCUGCGCCUCCGGCACGUCCACCAAUGUCGACGUCGUCGCAAUCGCAAGCGGACUCUGUGUCCACGUCGUUGGCGACUCCACCACCCACGUCAGCGCCAUCGCCCAUCGACCUGCCACCUCUUCCCCCGCUUGAUUUUACCCCAUCCAAACACCGCAAACGACCGCGCAGCAUGAGCUUGUCGUCGUACGAAACAUGGAAUCAAGACUUUCCAUCGAUUCGUCCCGGGAUGUCUGUGCGUGUGGUGCGUGCCGAGCGGGCCGGUCCAAGUGCCGUCGCCUAUUAUGUCAUCCAUGUUGUCGACUUGCACACCAAGGUGAUGUGGGUUUGCCGCAAACGCUUCCGGGAAUUGCAUGCGUUCCGCCGCGAGAUCAAAGCCAUGUGCAAGAGUUCUCCGUAUGGCGACGACCUCACGUACCUGUUUGACCAUUUGCAGUUUCCCCGUCGGUCUGUGCAAAAGGUUUCGUCGGACAUGAUCCUGCGGCGACGCCUGGUGCUGGAAGCCUUUCUCCGCAACGUCGCGAGUUUGUCGCCGGACACGCCGCUGCAUGUCGCCGUGGUUGGGAAGCUCCAGAUGGAGCUGUGUUCUGCCGCCUUUAUCACGCACUUGUCGAACGAAGUCGGUCCGUCGCAGUCGACGUACGACUCAGUGCCGCCAACAUCUCCCCACGACUUGAUCGAGCUCAAGUGGCUGGCAUUUGACUUGUUUCGGAAUUUGAACUCGUGUUGCACGAUUGAAGGCGACACGUGCCAGCGUUUUCUGCAUGUCUUUCGGAACAGAUGCGCUGUGGUCCAGGCAUGCGUCGUUUCAACGUCGGGCGGCCACGAGGACUUGGCGCGGAAAGCCCUCCACGACCUCCGAAAUGUCACGACGCAGAUCCAGCACUAUGUGUUGGACACGCUCGGGCCGCAGUACCGCCGGGCGAUCUCGACCGCGAUGUGCGACAGCCACACGAUGGAGGAAGUCGACGACGCUAUCGAGGAGUGCGUCCUCGUCACGGUGGAAGAUGCGGUCAUGGUGCCGUUGCAAGAACAAAUUACGUUUCUCGUGGAGCUCACGAUCGACGCGAAAGUGGAAGCUGCCGUCACGCGCAGCAUGGAGCACGAUUUGUACGGCAAGUCCCAGAGCUUCUUUGGCAUUCCGGAGGCGCUGCAGAGCGAGAUGAAUUUUGGCAAGGCGUGCUACCACUUGAGCAUGAUGGAAGACCGGGUCCUGCCCCACGAAAAACUCAAAGAGUUGGUGCUGUCGGCCAACGAGAUCUUUUCCGCGUGUGGCGAUACCUCGUGCGCGUUUAUCGGGCACGCGAAUUCCGCGAUGAACGCCGACGACUUUCUCCCGAUUCACAUCUAUGCCGUCGUCCACAGCAACUUGAAGCGCCCGUACUUUGCCAAGGAGUUCCUCAGCGCCAUGAUCCAUCCCAACAAGAUGCUUGGCGAAACCGGGUACUUUUUGACCAUGUUCGAAGCCGCCCUCAAGUACGUCAGCGAAUGCAUGUAACGACGCCUCGCAGCGAUUGGCCGAGCAUUAUCCUCCAAUAGAAUCGCAAAAAUCGUGUGAUUGGAUGAAAUGUUGAAUCCUCCAGCAACGAAAUCCCGCAGCAUUUUUGAUGAGACUUCCAUUAGAAUUCAGAGGCAUCACCUCGAAAUACAUCCCAAG
Aphanomyces invadans is the source of this 1972-nucleotide messenger RNA. RefSeq lists its product as hypothetical. NCBI's taxonomy places the organism in Eukaryota, Oomycota, Saprolegniomycetes, Saprolegniales, Verrucalvaceae. Gene Ontology annotation, biological process: vesicle-mediated transport. The transcript has a single exon. The record is from RefSeq and is a predicted model, not a curated record. Gene Ontology annotation, molecular function: guanyl-nucleotide exchange factor activity; small GTPase binding; phosphatidylinositol binding. The coding region runs from base 62 to 1813 and encodes 583 amino acids. Gene Ontology annotation, cellular component: endocytic vesicle; cytosol.